CCGGUUUCUACUGGAUUGAUUUGAACAAGUCGAUAUGCACUUUAAAAAAAAAAGUUAAUUUGUUAAAACACUUUACAAAAACCAAAAGUGUUACCAUUUUGUGAAUUAUCGGAGUGGAUGUAGCAAUUUACGUGUGCGACUAGUUGUGGUCGAGGGCACUCUUAGAUUUACGUCUAACUUUACUCGUAAUUUACGUUUACACUUCUUUGUGAAAUGCUCUUCAGUCGUAGAUUUACGUUUACGUGCAAAACGUAGCUUAUCCAUGACACCAUUACAUUAUGUUUACUGGUGUGUGUCCGACGUCAGAGUAGAAUAGCCUAUCAAUAGUAUCAUGGAAUUUUCAACUCCAUUGGUAUUUUUCGUCAACGGCCAGAAAGUAAGUUUAUUACUUCAUUCAUUUCAGAUUAUUUUAGUGCUUCUAUCCAAUAUUAAGGUUCAAGCACGCUGUCAUGGAUACACAGCUAUCUGCUGAGCUGUAUUUUCAGAUUGUGGAAAACAAUGCUGACCCAGACGAAACACUGCUGCAUUAUCUACGCAAUCGCCUUCAUCUGACUGGUUCGAAGCUCGGGUGUGGAGAAGGAGGAUGUGGCGCCUGCACGGUGAUGGUAUCCAGAUAUGACAAACACAGAGAGACCAGAUUCUCCACCUAUCAGUUAAUGCUUGUCUGGCACCAAUCUGUUCUCUACACGGCAUGGCGGUCACCACGGUGGAGGGGAUUGGUAGCACCAAGACCAGGCUACAUCCAGUUCAGGAACAACUGGCCAAUGCUCAUGGUACUCAGUGUGGAUUCUGUACCCCGGGAAUCGUCAUGUCCAUGUACACUCUUCUGAGAAACAACCCCAGACCUACACAGAAAGAGAUGGAGUCGUACUUCGAUGGAAAUCUUUGUCGAUGUACAGGGUAUAGACCUAUACUGCAAGGAUUCCAGUCUUUCACAAAGGAUGCUUGUCCAAUGGGUGUUAACUGCUGUAUGAAUAAGAAAAAGGGUAGCGAGCCGGUAACAAAUAACACAGAUGGAAUGGUGAAUGGUGUAGCUAAUGGAGAAGCUGAUGAAAUUAGUCUGCUGUAUGAUCCUUCACAGGAACCAAUUUUCCCCCCAGAACUGAAGGUCAGUGCACACCUCUACAAUAUACCAUUGAAGUUCUGUAAUUCGUCAAGCACAUGGUUUAGACCGACCUCCUUGGACGAACUGUUAGAACUGAAGAAGCUCCAUCCUAAUGCCAGACUAGUUGUGGGAAACACUGAACUAGGAAUAGAGAAAAGGUUUAAGAACGCCGAGUUUCCAGUUCUGAUAUGUACAACACACAUUGAAGCACUGAAUGAUGUACGGCUGGAAGAACAUGGGUUAGUGAUUGGUGCAUCCGUCACUCUGUCCCGGAUACAAGAAGCCGUGCAGAGUGCUGUUGACAGUUUACCAGAAUGGAAAACUCGUAUAUUUGCUGCUUUCGUGGACAUGCUACAGUGGUUUGGCAGUCACCAGAUCCGAAAUGUUGCAGCGAUUGGUGGAAACAUAAUGACUGCCAGCCCAAUUUCUGAUCUGGUUCCACUUCUAAUGGCAGCUGGAGCAGAACUAUAUGUAAUGUCUAAGGACAACAAGCCCAGAAAUGUGAAAAUGGAUCACACCUUCUUGAAAGGCUACAGAAAAACAGAUCUGAAUCCAGAAGAAAUUUUGAUACAAGUGAAAGUUCCAUGCAGCAAUGAGCAAGAACAUUUUUAUGGCUAUAAAGUAGCCAACAGAAAGGAUGAUGACAUUGCUAUUGUUAGUGCUGGUUUGGACGUGCAGUUUCAGAAGGGAACAGAUGUGAUUGAGAACAUUUCCUGUGCCUAUGGAGGCAUGGCACCCACAACUGUCAUGGCACUAAAAACAAUGGCAGCACUUGUAGGAAGUCACUGGGAUGAGUCAAUGCUUGCCAUGGCAUGUAAACAUUUGGCAGCUGACUUGCCACUUUCCCCUGGUGCUCCUGGUGGAAUGGCGGUGUUUCGUAAAACAUUGACAACAAGCUUCUUCUUCAAGUUUUUCAUCACAGUCAAGACAAAACUCAUUGAGGAAGGGAUAAUAACCGAGAUUUUGUCGCCUGAAGAAAGCGUCAUUUCCCUUGGUCCAAGAGCAUGCACAAAGGGAAUACAAGUGUUUGAGGAGCACACUAAAGAAUCUCCAGUAGAUAUUGUUGGUCAUCCUGUAUCUCACAAUUCUGCACAACAACAAACAACUGGAGAAGCAGUGUAUGUUGACGACAUGAAAAAGCUACAAGAUGAAUUGAAUAUUGCGUUUGUAUUGAGCACCAAAGCUCGGGCCAAGAUUCUUAGUGUUGAUAUAAGUGAUGCCUUACAAAUGCCAGGAGUGAAGGAUUAUCUCUGCGCUAAAGAUGUCCCUGGGGAAAACUAUUUUGUAUUUGCGGAAUCGGAGAAAGAAGAAAUAUUUGCAACUAACGAGGUUCAUUGCCAAGGACAAAUUAUUGGUGGUAUCGUAGCUGACACAAAAGAGCAUGCACAGAAGGCAACAAAAAAGGUCAAAGUUGAAUAUGAAGAAAUGAAGCCCAUCAUAACUAUUGAGGAGGCCAUUGCAAGCAACUCUUUUGAUGGUCAAACAGUUUGUAUGGGACAAGGUGACACAGAGGCAGGUUUCGCCAAGUCCGACCACGUGAUCGAGGGGGAAGUACGAGUAGGUGCCCAGGAACAUUUUUACCUGGAGACGUUUACACACAGAGUGAUUCCAAAGAAUGAAGAUGGCUGCAUCGAGAUUUAUUCAAGCACACAGACAAUAAACAAUAUACAGCUUCAAAUGGCAAGAGUUUUGGGUGUUAAGGCUAACCGUGUUGUUGUAAAAGUGAAAAGGAUUGGAGGAGGGUUUGGUGGAAAGGCGACGAGACCAAUCUCAACCGCCUUGCCAGCAGCAGUAGCAGCUGUUAAACUGAACUGCCCAGUACGUACUGAUUUGGACAGGGAUGAAGAUAUGAUUAUUACAGGAACGAGAAACCCUUUCCUUGGAAGAUACAAAGUGGGAUUCACGUCUGAGGGCAAGAUUCUUUCUCUAGAUGUUCACUUGUACCUGAAUUCUGGAAUAGCUGCCGACGUUUCACAGACCGUGUUAUUGAGGGCUGCUACUCAUUGUGAUAAUGCUUAUAGUAUACCAAACCUCAAGGUUACCGGACGCCUGUGUAAGACAAACAUAGCACCACGAACUGCAUUCCGGGGAUUCGGUGGACCUCAGUCGUACUUCAUUGCAGAGACUUGGAUAAGCCACGUUGCAGAUGUCUUGGGAAAACCACAGAAAGAGAUUCGGGAACUCAACAUGUACAAAGACAGUGGCGUUAAAUUCUUUAAGCAACCACUUGAUGGAUGUAACCUGACACGUAUAUGGCAAGAGGUACAAGAGAAGUCUAAUUAUGAAUCACGGAGAAAGACGGUGGAUGAAUUCAACAGGUAAUUUAAUUGUUCAGUACCAUUGGUGGUUAUUGUUAAGUUUAGAAAUGAGUAUGUGAAGGAAUACUAUGUAAAUGACUAUUGUAAAUAACAAUACGGUAUGUGUAGUAUGGGCGAACAAGUUAUAGGAUAGGAUUAACAGUACACUGUAUCCCUGAAAUUAACACGUUUAUGUAAAAAAAAUCCAUUGUGAUACCCUUUUGUCGAGUUGGACAAGGUCCCCUUUAUCCGAUAGUGCCCCCAACCGGAAAUAUUUCCUGGCUCCGCCCGUGU
Gigantopelta aegis is the source of this 3696-nucleotide messenger RNA. RefSeq names its product xanthine dehydrogenase/oxidase-like. The coding region runs from base 692 to 3427 and encodes 911 amino acids. The transcript has 25 exons. Gene Ontology annotation, molecular function: iron ion binding; oxidoreductase activity; FAD binding. The record is from RefSeq and is a predicted model, not a curated record. Lineage: Eukaryota; Metazoa; Mollusca; Gastropoda; Neomphalida; Peltospiridae.